Messenger RNA from Guillardia theta CCMP2712, 567 nucleotides. RefSeq lists its product as hypothetical. The record is from RefSeq and is a predicted model, not a curated record. The transcript has a single exon. Lineage: Eukaryota; Cryptophyceae; Pyrenomonadales; Geminigeraceae. The coding region runs from base 210 to 395 and encodes 61 amino acids.
CUUGUGCUACAUCGAGCGGAACGUCUUACCCCUCCUGAAACACCUGCAACGCUUGCUUGGAAAACCAACAAGAUACGCUCUUGGGAACGACUGACAAGUAGGAGCACAUAGUCAUAGUUUGUAGCGAGAGAAUUUUGUAACGAUCAUGGAUUCGGACCGCUACCUUGACUUUCCUUUGUAUCACCCAAGUCGGAUUCCGAUUCCAAGCCAUGAUCAAGACAUUGAGGACCAAUUCAGCAUCGAGAUUGACCCAAGUUCACCUGAUGACAGACUCGAUUGGUUGCAUGGAGCCUCAACAGCAUCUGACAGGCUUCAAAGUCAAAACUUGGUGUGUCCUAUGCUUCACGAAGCCGGACAACUACUCUCGAGGGCAUCAAACGAUGAUGCUAACAUGAAAUCAAAGUCAUCAAAUGAUGUAGGUAAUGCUGGCAAUAUUUUGGCAUCACAAGCUCCUGGACAAAAUGCGGCUCACGAGUGUAAGGCUGUGAAAGUACAGUCAAGACAGUUCGCCAAUGAAGCUUCACGCCAAAUAGAGAUCACUCCGGAUUUGUUGUCUCAACACUUUCA